Messenger RNA from Balaenoptera musculus (blue whale), 4028 nucleotides. RefSeq names its product sarcoglycan beta (gene SGCB). Gene Ontology annotation, biological process: muscle organ development. The coding region runs from base 41 to 1030 and encodes 329 amino acids. Gene Ontology annotation, cellular component: sarcoglycan complex; sarcolemma. The record is from RefSeq and is a predicted model, not a curated record. The transcript is spliced from 6 exons. NCBI's taxonomy places the organism in Eukaryota, Metazoa, Chordata, Mammalia, Artiodactyla, Balaenopteridae.
GGACGGUGGCAGUGGCGGCGGCGGCGGCCAGUGCUGGAACAUGGCGGCAUCGGCGGCGGCGGCGGCGGCGGCGGCCGCUGCUUCGGCGGUGGCGGCAGCCGAGCAGCCAAGUUCCAAUGGUCCUGUAAAGAAGUCCAUGCGUGAGAAGGCCGUUGAAAGAAGGAACAUCAAUAAAGAGCACAACAGUAACUUUAAAGCCGGGUAUAUUCCAAUUGAUGAAGAUCGCCUGCAUAAAACGGGGCUGAGAGGGAGAAAGGGCAGCUUAGCCAUCUGUGUGAUUAUCCUCCUGUUUAUUCUGGCUGUCAUCAAUUUAAUUGUAACGCUUGUUAUCUGGGCUGUGAUUCGCAUUGGACCAAAUGGCUGUGACAGCAUGGAGUUUCAUGAAAGUGGUCUGCUUCGAUUUAAGCAAGUAUCUGACAUGGGAGUUAUACAUCCUCUUUAUAAGAGCACAGUAGGAGGAAGGCGAAAUGAAAAUUUAGUCAUCACUGGCAACAACCAGCCUAUUGUUUUUCAGCAAGGGACAACAAAGCUCAGUGUAGAAAAGAACAAAACUUCUAUUAUAAGUGACAUUGGUGUGCAGUUUUUCGACCCAAGGACUCAAAAUAUCUUAUUCAGCACAGACUAUGAAACUCAUGAGUUUCGUUUGCCAAGUGGAGUGAAGAGUUUGAAUGUUCAAAAAGCAUCUACUGAAAGGAUUACCAGCAAUGCUACUAGUGAUUUAAAUAUAAAAGUUGAUGGGCGUGCUAUUGUGCGUGGAAAUGAAGGAGUAUUCAUUAUGGGCAAAACCAUUGAAUUUCACAUGGGUGGUAAUAUGGAGUUAAAGGCUGAAAACAGCAUCAUCCUGAAUGGAACUGUGGUGGUCAGCACAACUCGCCUCCCUAGUUCCUCCAGCGGAGACCAGUUUGGGGGCGGUGACUGGGUACGCUACAAGCUCUGUAUGUGCGCUGACGGAACCCUCUUCAAAGUACAGGUGACGGGCCAGAACAUGGGCUGCCAGACCUCAGACAACCCCUGUGGAGACACUCAUUAGAAGAACCCGAGAGGGCGUCAGUAGGUUCAUAUCGUGACUUGACUUUUUUUCUUUUUUCAGAGUAGGCAUGCAAAUCAUGUUUUUACAGAGUUUGUGAUAACUCGUAAUUAUUUUAUCUGCAGAGCACUACUGUAUCUAUUAUAUAGUCUCCAUGUUUAAAAUAGUCUCAGAGACCCUAAAUUCUAAUACAUUUCAUUAAGUUGCACUGAUCUGCAAUUUACAGUUCUCUAAAACAAUUAAGAGAAGUGAUUACAAUCAAUAUUAAUCUUUAAAGAAGUGUUUUUAAAAUGCCACUGUUCCUUGUCUAAAGGCUAAAGGGCUGAAGCAACUGUUCAGACUCACUAUAAGCUUUUGGUAACUAAUGGGGAUAGACCCACUUAAGAUGUUUAAAGGUGCACCAUCAGUAAAUGUUACAUGCUCUGUCUUUUGGCUUCUAAGAGGAAAGACAGAUUUUUAGUGCAUUGACUUUCAGCCAUAUUCUCACAUGCAAGUGAGGUCAUUAAAGAACUUCACAUAUGGGAGUUAGUAAGAAACUAUGGUUCCUUAGUUUUGCACUAGGAAGAAAAUACUCUAAUAGAAUGUAUACUCAUUAAAUAUUGGUAAGUAUUGUGCUCGCAAUGUGGUAGAAGUUAAAGCACCAUCUCAGCUUUAACUGUUAAAUGAUGAUAGCUGUCAUGUAUUGAGCACCUUACAGUGCUAGGCAUUGUCCUAGGCAUUGCACAUGGAAUGUCUCUGAUUCUCACCACAACUCUAUAAGCAGGUGUUGUUAUCCCAGUUUACCCAUUAGGAAACUGAGGUUCAGAGAAGUUAAGAGACUUGCCUAAUGUUACAGAGGAAAUAGCAGAGUUGGGAUUGGAAUUCGGGUGUGAUUCAAACCUAGAUGGACCUGUUUCUAAAUACCGCAUUCUUUUCACUAUCUGCGCUGGAGUUUUAAUUAUUUAAAACUCUGCAAAGAUGAACAAGGACUAAUUCAGACUUACCUAGGCAGAUAAGAAUCAAACAAAACAGGUAUGCUUACUCUAAUUAAAAGAAAAUAAAUCAACCUCAGUCAAAAAACUGACCAAUCACUGUCAGAUUUUAAAUUUUCUCCAGCCAAUUCCAAAAUAUACUAUAGAGAGAUCAAAUGGGCCUAGUUGUGGGUUAACCCCGUUUCCCAACUGGGGUACCUGAAUGGGUAAAAGGGUUGCCAAGAUAUGUAUACCCUCAGCCCUCGGGGCAGCACAGUGGGAAAUGGGGAGGCCAUGCCCCAGACGAGUCCUGCUGGCCCAGAAUGGCUGGUGGAUUUACCCCAGCAAGCCAGACAAAUAUUACUCUUUUUAAUAUGUACCAUACCUUGUAAAAAGUCAGGAAGCACUGGACUAAAGGGUACUAAUGCAGGAAAUAAUAUAAGUAAUUUUUACGUAAGUAUGAGAUUGAUCUCUGCUCCUAACAUCACCACCCGUUAUAAUGUAUUACAACCCUCAAGCCAGUUGAUUUUUAAGGUGUUUUAUAUUUGACUUGAAAGGAACUCUCUGGUAUUAUUAAGAUACACAUAACAUCAGGAAGAGAGACCUCAAAGUAGUGUGCUGUAAAAUAGGCAGAAGAGAUAAAUCAUAGGCCCCAUUCUGCAUUCAAGUAAAAUAUUCUGUCCUUGCCAGUUUGAACUAUAUAGAUAAGAAAAUCAAUACAAAAAAAAAUUUGCAUUCAAUAUUGUCACAGUUCUCUCUGAUAGAAAAACCAAAUACUUUAGAGAUUAUGAAUAGUCAUUAAAGUAUACUAAAGUAGAGAUUGACUUACUACCUACUACUGAGUGAAGUUUUUUUUUAAGUGAAGAAAAAAAGAGAGUGAAAUUUAUGACCUCUGGGUGUUAUUUGUUGUCGUGAUAUUCAGAACCCAUAUGAAUAUAUUCAGUAUCAUUUAAUAUCUGAAUAAUGUUCAGAAAAAAUCCAUUGGAAUAUUCGUUCAGAUGCUCAGUGUAUUUGUAAAUUUUACAUUCAUUACUUGUCUGCUCUAUUUAGAUUUGUUUUGAAAGUUUGUUUAGGUAAAUAUUUUUACAAAAACCACAGAACACUAUGUUACAAAGUAUUAUUUAUUGAAUGUAAUUCAUGAAAUAAUAUUUUUACUUCUCUUUGAGAAAUACUUGUUUUUGAUACAUCUCCAUUAAGUGCUUUGGACAUGAGAGAAUAUUUUGACGUUUUCACAGAACUGAUUGUUAAGGUAACAGGUAUAGUAAUUUAGGACACUUUACAGGUAGCUUUUGCUUUUUCAUUGAAAUGUAGACCUGGGAAAUUCCCUGGGAAGCAGAACAAGAACAAACUGUCCAUUUUACCUGUGACCUGUUUAGCUUAACAGUAAAGCCUCAGCUACUCAUUCUCACCAUCAGAUGCUAUUUUUCUAUAAACUGAAUUGUUAAUUUUGCCUCUUCUGCUGUCAUUCCUCCCCUCCAUCAAGCGCUGAUAUGACAAGCAACAGACUUGGGGGAGGUAGAGGACAAAGACAGGAUCCCAGGAGAUGGGGCAGACACAUGCUUGUUUAAAUAACUACAGUCCUUUAGAGGUGGAUUUUAAUGACAUGGGGGACAAAUGAAAUGAAAGCAAGGUAUUUUAGGGGCUCUCUAAUGGGCAGGUAGGAAGAAUGCAAAACUAUACACAGUAGGGACUGUAUGUGUGCUCUGUAAUAUUUUAAAAUAUACUUAUUUGUAUUCUUUUUGCAUUGAAAAAACAAAUUGUGUGUGAUAGUUUUGAAUGAAAAGUGGAAGUUCUACCUAGUUUUUGAGUGAGUUUUUUUAAAGAUCAUGAGAAUGUUACGGUGCUAAACUUGACAAAAAAGAAAAAGAGAACAUUGAAAUGCUGAUAAUUUUAGUAAUCUUUUUUAAAGCAUUGAGGGGGGCAAAGAUUACAAGUUAUGCCAUACAAAAAUAAACCUAUAAAUGUGUCGAGUUACCAAUUUGACUUUCAGUUGAUUCAGUUUGUAAUAACUAUUAAUGACCUCUGUUUACAAUAAAGAUUCUGUAAAAUUG